AGCCGUGGAAGGCGCGCGCGGUCAACCGCCGCGACCGCCGGCUUUAUUCUAAAUUUGAAAUUCGAAUAGUUGAAUUGAAAAAGAAUUGUAUAGCAUACCUAUUAAUUUAUACAGUUAGCUACUCUGUGUUUUUUUUUUUAAUUUUCUUCACAGUGCUGCAGUGGCGUGUUUCUGUGAGUGAAAACUGCGUUCAUUUAAUUUUGAUACAGGAUCAACUUCUGCGUCAGAAAUGCCAGAACACAUGAGGAUCAGCAGAUUGGAGGAUGAUUAUAUAGAGACUAUGUGGCGAAGAGGUCAGAGUAGAUCUCCUUAGCGUUCCAGUUCCGAGGGAAGAAGGAGAGGCUGCGAAAAUGAAUCUUUUGAACAUGGAUGCGGAAAACCGCGUUGUGCUAAAUGUGGGAGGGAUUCGUCACGAGACGUACAAGGCGACAUUGAAGAAGAUCCCCGCGACGAGGCUGUCACGGUUGACGGAGGCGCUCGCCAACUACGACCCGGUCCUCAACGAGUACUUCUUUGACAGACAUCCCGGGGUCUUCGCGCAGGUCCUCAACUAUUACAGGACGGGAAAACUGCAUUAUCCGACGGAUGUGUGCGGGCCGCUUUUUGAGGAAGAAUUGGAGUUCUGGGGUUUGGAUGCCAACCAGGUGGAACCAUGCUGUUGGAUGACUUACACUCAGCACAGAGAUACUCAAGAAACUCUGGCAGUCUUAGACAGACUAGAUCUAGAUACGGAGAAGCCGUCCGAUGAAGAAGUGGCCCGAAAGUUUGGCUUUGAAGAAGAUUACUACAACGGGACGGUCUCCUGGUGGCAGCAGCUCAAGCCGCAAAUGUGGUCACUCUUUGAUGAGCCGUACAGUUCUAACGCUGCAAAGAUUAUUGGAGUGAUAUCUGUGUUCUUCAUUUGUGUAUCGAUUAUAUCGUUUUGCUUGAAGACACAUCCGGACAUGAGAGUGCCAGUGAUAAGAAACUAUUCUGUGACGACGGCAAACCAGACGCAAAGUUGGGCGUUGGACAAAGUGCAAACAAACGCCCAUAUAGCCUUCUUCUACAUCGAAUGUGUGUGCAACGCGUGGUUCACCCUCGAAAUCCUCGUUAGAUUCAUAUCCUCUCCCAAUAAAUGCGAAUUCAUCAAAUCUUCUGUAAACAUCAUCGAUUACAUCGCCACAAUGAGUUUCUACAUCGACUUGAUUCUCCAGAAGUACGCGUCCCACGUUGAGAACGCUGACAUCUUGGAGUUCUUCUCCAUAAUUAGAAUCAUGAGGCUCUUCAAGUUAACUAGACAUUCGUCUGGACUUAAGAUUUUGAUACAGACAUUUAGAGCUUCAGCAAAGGAGCUGACACUUUUAGUAUUCUUCUUAGUGCUCGGUAUAGUAAUAUUCGCGAGUUUGGUGUACUAUGCCGAGAGGAUACAAACGAAUCCUCACAAUGACUUUAAUAGCAUACCUCUGGGAUUGUGGUGGGCGCUUGUAACUAUGACUACGGUUGGGUACGGAGACAUGGCUCCGAAGACAUACGUCGGAAUGUUUGUCGGAGCUCUCUGCGCGUUGGCUGGAGUAUUGACAAUAGCCCUGCCUGUACCAGUUAUAGUAUCAAACUUCGCCAUGUACUACUCUCACACACAAGCUCGGGCAAAACUACCGAAGAAACGCCGUAGAGUCAUCAAUGUAGAACCAACACGUCCACCUAUUCGUGCGCCCGGAGCUCCUGGCUGUCCUGCAGGACCUCUACCCCCAGGUAUGGGUACUCAAGCUGUUAAUAGAAGAAUGAAUGCAAUUAAAACUAAUCAUCCUAAAGAUAUGAUGGGACCUAAUAUGGUCGCAAGCCUAAUGCCAGGAAUGGAUUUAUCUGUAGCUACACGCCUCACCCCCAGUCCAAGAGAUAUGAGUCCAGCCCUCGCCAUAGCAAUUCCUCUAAUGAAAUCUGUUAACAUAGUACCUUCACAAUGCUUUGACAAUAUAGCGUACCACAGCGAAAAAUCUGAAGACAAGUCAAGCACGAAGACAUCAAGUCGACGUAACUCCGACGAAGGUAGCAAAGAUAAUUUAAAAAAUGACAUGUUUGUAGAUAAAAAUGAAGAUAAAUCUGAUGUUAGAACUCCAUUGCUAAGAGAUCAUAAAAUAGAAUCGCUUGAUGAAACUAGAUUAAGGGAUACUAAAGUUGAGAAACGUAAAUCUUCAGCCUCGACUUAGCAGAAAGCAACGACGAUCAUUAUAGAAAAUAUUAUAGCUCUAGUAACGUUGUGUUAUUGACUUACUCGUGUGUAUGAAAUUCAAUAUUCAUUUUCUACAUUCAGUUUUAUUUAAUGAAAUCACUGUUGUUUAGAUCAUAUCUUAUCCAGUAUUCUAUUUUUUAUGUUUUAAUUUUUAAAUGGCUUUAUUUGUUCCGACAACCUGGAAUGAUGCGUGUGUUUAUCUCUAUAUCAUUAAUUAGCAUUAGAAGGGUACUCUACUGAAAAGGAAUACCUAUCUCUCGUCCGAAUAAAAUGACAUUAACUAAAUAUAUCGAUUUCUGGUAAUAUAGUUUCUAUUCGACAUUCAGAUACUUAAUAGUUAACUGGCAACUCUAAAAAUCAAAUUGCAAGCAUGGUAACGUUUAACGAAUUUCGUGUUAUUUUCGUAAAAUUAAAUCCUGCCAACAAUGGCCCAAACAGAAUGAAACACAUAAUAAAAUAGUUCCGUAGAGUGUCCCUGAAUAAGUAUGGGUAGCAUAGGGCUUGUCUAUUAUAGUAUAUACUAUUCCGCUUAAUAUUAUAUCUCAUUAGUUAUUUAUGCAACUCUUGUGUAAUAAGGGGUAUUAAAACACGAAUGUGCGAUAAUAGUGUCACAUGAGUGUUUUAAUACCUAAUUAUCAACAGUUGCAUACAUGACUUUAUUUACACCUAUAAUAUGAAUCCUCUAUAAAAGAUUCUGAAACAGUUAGUGUACUGCUAGCAUUAAAAAAGACAGUCAAUAACCAUUACAUAAUCCAAAGGAGUGUUGUAAUGAAAUUCAGUACAACAUUACAACAUUCGUUUGGAUGAUGUAAUGGUUACUAGGACAUUGGGUGUUUUAAUGUUGGCAUAAGCUAACUGAUUUAGAAUCUUUAAUAGAGGAUUUAACGCAUGGGUGUAGAUAAAAUAAAUUACGCAACUAGAAAUGUAACAUGUAAAUAAUUUUAUAAUAAACGUUUUAUAUAAUUACUAUCAUUUUAAAUCUAGAAACACAUAUCAUCUGCACAUUGUUCUUGGUGUAUUAUUUUUUUACGUGUGUAUAAAAUACAUUAUAAUCUAUGUUAAGAGUAGUUAGUUGGAACUAAAUAUUUUAUUCUUAACAUACUCUUGUAACUUUAAAUAUUGAAAUUGUCCAUGUAGGUAUCAAAGGUUAUAAAGUGUUAAUCCAAUAAACAAUUUUUUAUAAAUCCUAUAUAUCCCAAUAAAUAUAAGUUGUAUUUGUGUAUAUUACAAUAUUAUUAUAAUGAAAACAGUAUUAUUAUCAUUCUUACAACAUAGUAUUUAUGCCGGCUACAUAAUAAUUUCGUGAAAUUAAUAUUAUUAUUUGGUAAAAAUGUGAUUUUGUUACGUUGAUGUCAAAACCAACGAAAUGAUCAUAAGUAAUGUUAAUUUUAUGAAAUAAUUAAUAUUGAAUAUCAGAUACAUGUGUUAAUUCAUAAAAUAAUAUUUCAUUCAAAUAUUUCUAACCAUUUGUUCUGAAGUAUCGUGCUUACUAGGUACUGUAAUUUGUUUGAAUUUAACUCGUAUUUUGUUCUCCCUCUAAUAAAGGAUCAAAAUUAUUUGUGGAUCGGCAUAAAAACUUGUAUACGUCAUCGGAAAUAUCAAUACCUAGCUAGUAACACGCUAUUCGGAUUUACCUUACUCGAAUCAUGAUAGAUAUUACACUAAUAUGACAGAGUGAAAUAAUAUUUCAGUUUUCAUAAUAACUAUAAGCUAUAUUAUCAUGUCUAAUAUUAACAGUAGAAUUUAGUUGCAUCUCCAAAAUUAUAAGCACGUGAAUAGUUUAUGAAUCAUGUAAACUAUUAAUACAGUGAUAUAAAUAUUUAUAAGUAUAAGUGGACUUAACAGUUCAAAAACAUUUCAACUUUGUAAUAAUAUUUGACCAACCCUAAUUAAUUUGUACAAAAACGUUCUUUAAAUAAUAUCUCUCAUUGGCUUAAGAUAGGUACUAACGUUAUACUAGUUAUGUUAAUGCGAUAUAUGAAUAACGCAUAAAAUGCAAUAAUUUUAAAUAUAAUUGUAGAUAGCACAAUAUAAUUUUACUGUAAAAUUUUUUAAUGUUAUGAUAAACUUAAUUUUUAAAAAUAUACACGCUUUAUUAUAGAAUAUGUUUUAUAUGAUUUAUUUAGUUAAAGUGUAAGUUUUAAUGUGAUUUAUUCAUGCUUAUCAAAAAUAUAUAAAAAAUAGCACAGCUACCUAUUUUACUUACUUACUUCUUCUUUUACUUCUUUUGCCACAAUAACUGUAUUCGGUCGUCAUAUUUACUAUAUUAGGUAUUAUUUUUUAAUUGAUGCAAGUACAUAUUAUACACUGAAUCUAUUUAUUAAUUUGAAAUCACAUUCAUUAAAAGAAACGUCUUUCUAACUACACAAUAGAUAAUAUAUUAACAUGUUUUGCAUUAAUAACAUAAUAUUAUUUUAUUAUCUUUCAGAGAUUAUUGAGAAGCGAAAAUGUCUUAAUAGUAGUAAAAAAGGAAAUUGAGUGAUUGACAGAAUCUAAAAUAUAAUUAAUCAUUGUCAUUGAGUAAAUAUGUACUAGGUACCUACGUAUAAAGCUAGACGUACACCAAGACCAAUUUUGUGGGCCGAUGACAGACCAGUAUCUCGGACGUGUAUGUGCCAAUGCUGUAAAAGUGCCGACAUUGGACGUUGCCGCUAUUCUGUAGUUGAUUGUGUUGCGAAGCGUUUUUAAAAUGGAAUAAUUCGAAGAAAUAUAUUCUUUUGAAAAUUUAUGCCGCAAUUUGAAUCGUUGACGUCAUCGGCGUGUAUUGUUUCAUGAUUUUAAUUAUGUUCAUGAAACUACCGUGUGAAUACCUUUUUACAGAAUUAUUAUCACAAUCCAUCAAGUUCUUCGAAUAUUUUACAAUGUGUUUUAAUAAAUACACUUAAUUUGCACUGUAGGCAAGAAAUCCCAACAAGUUCGGACUCGACGGUAGAUCGGUCGUUUCCGGGCGUCAUCGGACGAUGGCGGUCGUGUUGGUGUACGCGCUCUCUUUAUUUUACAAGUGUUUGAUUCGAUAGUCCGAGCAAAAUUCGGCCGAUGACGGAUUUGAUGUACGCUUGCCUUUAGGAAAACCAUCCCGAACAAAUUAAACCGAUUCGGUAGAGAAACACACGACGCCAUGUAAACAUGAACUGAGACGUAUUCUCUUUUAUGUAGUUCAUAUUCAUCUCAUUGAAUUAUGUCACAUACAUUAUUUUGUCACUUCAACUAUUUUUUUUCUAUUUAAUUUGUGAAAAGAUUUUUGUCAUUAUUAAAUAAGAAUAAAUGUGGACCAGCUACCCAAAAAAAUAUACGUACUUGAAUAUUUGUAAUAUUUUCACAAAAUCUAAAUUCCUUCCAUAUUAUCCAAUACUUUGUAAGUAUUUUCCGUAUCUAGGUUCACUAUAAACGCAAUUGAAUAAAUCGAAUUACCGAAACGCUGCCCCUCUUUUCUCCACUAAAUUGUAUAUUAAUUAACUAAUCAGUGGGAUGCUCCUUUGCACAGGAUACCGGCUAGAUUAUGAGUACCACAACGGUGUCUAUUUCUGUCGUGAAGCAGUACCUUACUGUUACGCGCCGAACUAGUUAAAUUACUGGGAAAACGACACUUAACAUCUUGUCUCAAGGUGACGAGCGCAAUUGUAGUGCCGCUCAGACAUUUUGGGCUUUUCAAUAAUCCUGAGCGAUACUGCAUUGUAAUGUGCCAGGGCGUAUCAACUACCAUCAACUCAACGUCCUGCACGUCUCGUCCCUUAUUUUCAUUAAAAAAAAACCAAGAUUAUUCUCUACCAAGCUUAAUUAACUACGUUUAUAAAUAAAGGUUUAAAAUUCAUUACAAGCUAAACGUAUAAUUUAUUAAAUCAUUAAAGCUACUUACUCUUCAAACUCAAUAUAUGACUUAAAUUUUAAUAUUCCUGGUUGUGUGUUAAGCAGUGCAAUAUUUUUCCUUCGUUGAUAAAUAAUUUCUAUUACAAAAUAGAUAUAAUCUCAUCUUAGUAACUAAUCAACGAUUAAUGCAACAAAAUAUCGAAACUUACUAAUAUCGCUUUAUCGAAUCAUUAUCUGGUAUCACGUUCACGAUUAUGUUUCUACUAUAUAGACUUAACAUCAAAAAUAUAACUUGUAAAAAACUAUACAAUAUCCCUUAUUAAAGUUGUUUUUAUAAUUUGUUUGCUCUUUAUAUUUUCGAAAAGAUUAACUAAUACUUUCGUACAGCAAUUAAGUAGAUUGUACUUAUUCACAAUUUUCCUGACGCAACUACAUAUUAAACUGUGUGAACGUUAGUACAAACAUUAUUUAAUUUUGUUAGACAAGAAUAUAAAAUAUGGGACGUACAGACUUAUCACUUGUUGCAGAAAUCAUUAAUAAGUCAAUAUUACAUUAUAUCACAUGCUAUGUUUGACUGUCACCGUGAAAAUAGCAUGUGAUAUAAUGAAAUGUAUAUUUAAUGAAAAAUUAAAUUAAGAAUGCUUUCUGCAACUAGGGGUAAGAAUAGCUACGAGCAUCGUAUAAACGUCUGGAAAAUAUUCUUGAAGAAAUGUCACUUUAAUCAUACAGCCCAGCAACUAAUAUUAAAUACAGCGUGAUAAAAAGUUUAUUUUAUAAGCACUUACACAUAGGGCACACUAAAAGUUUUGUACUUCUAGCUAAUCCGAACUAUUUGAAUUUCGAAUGUUAUAUUUUUUGAAACGUUGCAACCUUCUUAGUAAUAAAAAAAAAAUUGGCAGGAAAUAAUUUGUCAUCUUCAUAAUUCCCCUUGAAAAUCAAAAGAGUGUUAAUGCCGAGUGGUAUUCUACCAUUUGUUUACCCAGGGUGUUAAAAAAAAGUUCGCGAAAGACGACCAAAAAGCCGCAUUCUCCUACAUAAUGACAACGGUUCUUCACACACGGUUAACAAAACUAAGUCAUUUUUAGCUUCCGAAAAAGUACAACUCGUCACCCAUCCUUCACAGAGCCCUACCCUGCACCCUGUGAUUUCUGUAUUUUCCCCACAAUCAAAGAUUUGAUGAGAAGUUUCACUUUUACCAAUUCCGAAGAGGCAGUGAUAGCGUUCCACCAGCACGUAGAAAACAUGCCUUCAUGCAAAAAAUGGUUCGAUCGCAUGAAUAAAUGUUUAAAAAGUAAUGGAGAGUAUUUUGAAAAGCAAUUAACAGAAUAUUUUGGUUAUAACAUGUUGUUUUUUUAAGUUACGCAAAACUUUUAGUGUGACCUACGUAUGUGUAGCGCUCGUGCCAAUGCUCGGCCGUAUUGUAUUUUGUCCAACUCUCUGAUGCAAGUAUUACACAGCUUGGUGUUAAAAUGGCGACAUUAAAUGAACACACCAAAGCUAUUUAACCGUAAGCCUAAAAAAAAUUGAUAUUUUGAAAUUUUCAAACAAACAAAUUAUACAUUUAGAGAACAAAAAUUUAAUCAACCUUGAGUGGGUGCUAUUCACCGAUGCGUUCUAACGGCUACGGCGUGGCGUGGAAGAAUUAGAAGGUGUCAGACAUGCCUACGCUUAGCUUAGCUCGCGGCUACUAGAUUACUUACAGAUGUUCUAAAAUUAUUUUACGGAUAAUUAAUUUAUUUAGAUGAUUUUUUUAAUUUUUUUUUAUAAUUACGGUUAGCUCUAGCCGUGUGUUCAUUUAAUGACGUCAUUAUAGUGCCUCAAAUACUCAUGAUUUUCGUUGACCACAACCAUUGAACUUGAUACAUUGAUCGAUUUUUCAUGCAUCGUCAUUUUAUAUUAGUAAUAAAGUUUUCGCCGCUAUCUACUAUAUUAUAUUCGUAAUAUAUAAGAUUGGCACAAAAUAUUAGAAUAAGGCUUAAAAUGAAUAAACAGGGCUUGUAUAAUCUAUAUAUUAUACAUUAUUAUACAUUUAUGAAUGGUGAAUAUUUGAAGCAUUGUUCAAUAAACGUGAAAAUUAUGA
Messenger RNA from Leptidea sinapis, 8099 nucleotides. Its product is annotated as potassium voltage-gated channel protein Shaw. Bases 351 to 2189 code for a protein of 612 amino acids. Lineage: Eukaryota; Metazoa; Arthropoda; Insecta; Lepidoptera; Pieridae. Gene Ontology annotation, biological process: protein homooligomerization; potassium ion transmembrane transport. Gene Ontology annotation, cellular component: neuronal cell body membrane; dendrite membrane; axon. The transcript has 9 exons. The record is from RefSeq and is a predicted model, not a curated record. Gene Ontology annotation, molecular function: protein binding; delayed rectifier potassium channel activity.